AUGGUUCUGGGUCUAAUACUUGCAGCUGGUGCUGUUGGUCUUGGUGGUGGUUAUUUAGCUGGAAAAAGUCGUGAACGUCGCAAAAUUGCUAAUGGAUAUGUGACGUACAACGAUCAAGGUUACAGAAAGCCAUAUUCGUCGUCACCACGCUACGAUGGUAAUGGAUAUUAUGGAAAUCAUCAUCACGCAGGUUAUUCGACACAGUACGCUAAUGUUCAUUGGUAA
This is a messenger RNA of Didymodactylos carnosus, 225 nucleotides long. Lineage: Eukaryota; Metazoa; Rotifera; Eurotatoria; Philodinida; Philodinidae. The record is from the annotation of a GenBank genome assembly.